AUGUCCCGUGUGGUUGCAGCAGACGACAACAUGUCGUUACCGUUCUUCUCUCCGGAGCCUAGCUCAGGCACGUCUUCUCCGUCGUUCGCAAAGCUCUUGAAGAAUGUCGGCGACACAAGGAUUGGUCACAACCACCAGCAUCACGUUGAUGUAGAUCUCACCUCACAGUCAGCGGACCGAUCCGUACCGUUCGUUCUCUCCUUCAACGAUCUCACUUACAGCGUGAAAGUUCGCCGGAAGUUCACUUGGAGACGCGUUCCUUCAGAUCCGAUCGUGGGAGCUUCGUCGGAGAGUCUAUACUCUUCCAAAACGAAGACGCUUCUCAACGGAAUAUCCGGAGAGGCUCGUGACGGAGAGAUACUGGCUGUUCUGGGAGCUAGUGGAUCCGGAAAAUCGACGUUGAUCGAUGCGUUAGCGAAUCGAAUCGCAAAAGGAAGCUUGAAAGGAAACGUGACUCUAAACGGGGAAGUUCUCAAUUCGAAAAUGCAAAAAGCGAUUUCAGCUUAUGUGAUGCAAGACGAUCUUCUCUUCCCGAUGCUUACCGUUGAAGAAACCUUAAUGUUCGCCGCGGAGUUUCGUUUACCGAGAAGCCUUUCGAAAUCGAAGAAGAAUCUCCGCGUUCAAGCCUUGAUUGACCAAUUAGGACUUAGAAACGCGGCCAAAACGGUGAUCGGAGAUGAAGGACACCGUGGAAUCUCCGGUGGAGAGAGGCGGCGAGUGUCGAUCGGGAUCGAUAUCAUCCACGAUCCGAUUCUGCUUUUCCUUGACGAACCAACCUCUGGUUUGGACUCUACAAGUGCACUAAGUGUUAUUAAGGUUCUUAAACGAAUAGCACAGAGUGGAAGUAUGGUGAUCAUGACUCUUCAUCAGCCUAGUUACCGUCUUCUUCGAUUGCUCGAUCGCCUUCUUUUCUUGUCCCGUGGACAAACCGUAUUCAGCGGAUCGCCCGCGAUGCUACCGAGCUUCUUCGCAGAGUUUGGCCACCCGAUUCCCGAGCACGAGAACCGCACCGAGUUCGCCUUGGAUUUGAUUCGAGAGCUCGAAGGAUCCGCUGGUGGAACAAGAAGUUUGGUUGAAUUCAACAAAGGCUUUAGACAGAGGAAAGCAGAGCCAAGAACUCAUACAACAGGAUUGUCCUUAAAAGAAGCCAUCAGUGCAAGCAUCUCCAAAGGGAAGCUUGUCUCUGGAGCCACUUCAACGACUCCAAGCUCUGGCUCCAACCUUGUUUCCACCAUUCCUACAUUCGCAAACCCGUUCUGGGUCGAACUCUUGGUUCUAGCCAAACGGUCAAUGACUAAUUACCGUAGACAGCCUGAGCUAUUCGGGAUACGACUAGGAGCUGUUCUUGUCACUGGUUUCAUCUUAGCCACAAUGUUUUGGCAGCUAGAUAAUUCCCCCAAAGGAGUCCAAGAACGUCUCGGAUUCUUCGCAUUUGCAAUGUCCACAACGUUCUACACUUGCGCAGACGCUCUCCCCGUUUUCCUCCAAGAACGAUUCAUUUUCAUGAGAGAAACCGCUUACAACGCUUACCGAAGAUCCUCCUAUGUACUCUCUCACUCUCUAGUUGCCCUCCCUUCCUUAAUCAUCCUCUCGCUUGCUUUCGCAGCAACCACGUUUUGGGGUGUGGGAUUAGAUGGAGGUCUCAUGGGUUUCCUCUUCUACUUCCUUAUCGUCUUAGCCGCAUUUUGGGCAGGAAGCUCAUUUGUCACCUUCUUAUCAGGCGUUGUCCCACACGUAAUGCUUGGUUACACCAUUGUGGUAGCUAUCUUAGCCUAUUUCUUGCUUUUCAGUGGAUUCUUCAUCAACCGAGAUCGAAUCCCUUCUUACUGGAUAUGGUUCCAUUACAUCUCUUUAGUCAAGUACCCUUACGAAGCUGUUCUCUUAAACGAAUUCAGUGACCCUACAAAGUGUUUCAUCAAAGGAGUUCAGAUAUUCGACAACACGCCUCUAGUCGCGGUGCCUCAGGGGAUGAAAGUUAGGCUUUUGGCAACUAUGAGCAAAUCACUUGGGAUGAGGAUCACAAGCUCUACUUGCUUGACCACAGGUUACGAAAUUUUGCAGCAGCAAGGGAUUACGGAUUUGAGCAAAUGGAAUUGCUUGUGGGUGACGGUAGCUUGGGGAUUCUUCUUUCGAAUCUUGUUCUACUUUUCUCUGCUUUUGGGUAGCAAGAACAAGAGGAGAUAA
This is a messenger RNA of Arabis nemorensis, 2184 nucleotides long. The record is from the annotation of a GenBank genome assembly. NCBI's taxonomy places the organism in Eukaryota, Viridiplantae, Streptophyta, Magnoliopsida, Brassicales, Brassicaceae.